AAACUUAUGCCUCUUCCCCUCAACGCCGCAUUGCUCUCGUUCUUCUAAAAUCGAAACUGAACGCCUUCUUCCUCAAUCCUCUGGGCACCACCAUACUCGUCUCGUCUCCUUCCGGCCGCUUCUUCGUCUUGACUUCUGGAUCUCGGAAACUUCUCAACUCUAAAGUGUUUAUUGUUGAAGAUGGGUGGAUUUGGUAGCCUUGCACCAAAAACCAAGAAUCUGGUGGUUGCUGGAGGAUUAACAGGUUUUGUAUUUGGAGUUUAUUUCUACACCAUGAGAGCUGUUGGGGGAUCUGAUGAACUUCAAGUAGCUAUUGAUAAGUUUGAAUCUCAUAAGAAUGAAGAAGCAUCAAAAUGAGGAAGCUGGAGUUUUUUUUUUUUUUUAAUAAAUUCACCACACAUUUUGUAUUUCAUCUUUUCCGUGGGCCCUACGAUUUUCACUCUUAUGACAACUAAACUACCACCCAGAUUGCAUGUUUUGUGAUUAGUUAUAACACCCUGCAACAAAUUGGCAGUGUUUAGUGGUUUCAUGUUUUAGAAUAUUAAUUUGUGUUGGUGGUGAUGAUGUUUUUGUUUAUUUAUUUACUUUGUUAAAUGGGAAUUUGUUUGUUUAAAA
Lactuca sativa (garden lettuce) is the source of this 615-nucleotide messenger RNA. NCBI's taxonomy places the organism in Eukaryota, Viridiplantae, Streptophyta, Magnoliopsida, Asterales, Asteraceae. The record is from RefSeq and is a predicted model, not a curated record.